Messenger RNA from Gigantopelta aegis, 3834 nucleotides. RefSeq names its product collagen alpha-1(XXVI) chain-like. The transcript is spliced from 7 exons. The record is from RefSeq and is a predicted model, not a curated record. NCBI's taxonomy places the organism in Eukaryota, Metazoa, Mollusca, Gastropoda, Neomphalida, Peltospiridae. The coding region runs from base 389 to 1438 and encodes 349 amino acids. Gene Ontology annotation, molecular function: protein binding.
UAUUAAUGUCCCGUGUAGGUCGCCCUUAUUAAUUGAGCACUUUAUGUACGGUAACGUGUCUGUAUAGGAAAUGGAGUUAUAAGAUGAAAGCGCUACUGCAGCUACUCAGUUUGACCUAAUAUCCGUUUGUUAAGAAGAGAAAAAAAAGUCGACACUGGCCGUUAAAGGGGGACCUACGUACCGCCUACAGCCGCGAUGGCGAUAGCUUCUCCAAUUUAGUAGUGGAACGUUGUCGGGUGAAGAAGCAAAGCGUACGGUUUGCGGUAUGGUGUGCGAAUAGACGUAGGCUGCCGGAGUUUACUCGCAUCUGGAGUGGAAAAUGUAUAUGGAGAAGCGCUGUAGGAAAGGAAAGUGUAUACAUUUUUCGUGAUCGCGUGCAGGGGAGACAAUGACAGGGAUUCUAUGUGGUUUACCAGCCUCGGUGGCGGUGAUAUGCACUUUGAUCGGCCUGUGUGUUCAAAAGGGGGUAGCCUCAUACAAUGACCACAAUGGACACUGGUGUCCCCGAGUUCAAACGAGACUGGUCACCGCCCGUUGUGUUCAGCGUACGACCUGGGACUGGCGAUCACAAAAUACAUACAGGUCCGUGUACCAGCCGAGAAAAUACACAAUUGUAUACAGACACGUCAGAGAAGUAAAAUGGCGGUGCUGUCCGGGAUUCACGGGAGAUAACUGUGCUGAUGAAUGUUUUAACUGUGGUACGAUAGAUGAUAUAAAGAUGAGACUAGCAAAUACCGAGAGUAUUGUACGAUCACUGACCUACAGCCAGUCUUUACCAAACGCUCUACGCAGUGUUCACGAAUCAAAGUCCUUAGAGGGUGCCAAGUUGUCCGAGGAAUCCGAGUCCUUAGACGAGUCAAAGUCUUUAGAACACUGCGAGUGUCCAGCUGGGCCUCGUGGUCCCAGGGGUCCGAAGGGUGAGAGAGGCCAAACAGGAUACCCAGGGUCUCCCGGUUUACCUGGUAUCACACAGUCAGCGUCGGCUAGAGAAUUGGGGCCCCCGGGGCCUGUUGGUCCCCCAGGGCUACCGGGACCACGUGGACCGAUGGGGCCAACCGGGAAAGCAGGCAGUCCAGGAAAACCCGGGAAAACGGGAGCAAGAGGCCCACCUGGAAAAACAGUAAAGGAAGACAACUCUCAACUAGCUUUGGAGAUCGAGGACCUGACAGACAGAAUCAUGGUGCUAGAAACUGAGAUAGGCCACCUGAAGAAGGAACUCAACACAUCGCGGUCUCUCAAAGAACAUUACGAAAUCCUUGAAGCCAGAAUAGUAUUGCUGGAGGAAAUAUUCCCCAAGUUAGCUGAGUUAAACGGUUCGAAAGGGUCAGCAUUACUUCCCAUUCUAAGAGAGUAUGCAGACCAACGUAGAAGCGAAACGCCGCCCACAAAAGGCAGCCAUGAUUCAAAACCGUCCACUAUAAAGAAACCGCCCAGCUGAUUGGUCCUAUGUUUAGUAUUUCAGAAUUUGUGUGCAAUGAUUGGUUGAUGCGUGACUCACUCUGCCAAUCCAAACAGUUCUUACCUCAGACUCUUGGAGAAAGGUUUCACUGAAGGGUUUUUAACUGCAGUGACCGUAGAUGGUUUUAUGUUGUUUGUUUAUCUCACAAUAAUGAAUCUUGCUCAACAUCACUGCCAUGGAGAAGAGUAACCUCUGCUUAUACCAGAUAUAUUCGUGAUACUGAAUGGCACUCGUCAGAUCAAAGCGCACCCUUGGUUAAUAUUAGGCCUACUGAAUGUGACUUUGAUACAGUUUAAAAAACAUAAACAAUUAGGUGAUAUUACAGAUUUUGUUGUAGAUAUUCUUGCUGUGAUAAUGUCAAUCAGUUUAAGUUUGAAAACCACAUCUGUAGUAUAAUUUUACAAAGAACAAAUAUAAUGGACUUCAAAGAGAAAUGCAUAUAGUAGGUCAUGGUUACUAUCGCUUAAAACUUCCAUAAUCAGUAUGCAUCGUGCUAAGAUUCACAGAUAAACUACACAAAAACAAGCAUUAAAAAUCACCGAGUAUGACAAGGUUCGAUUUCUAGAAUUCUGAACUUUCAUAAUUCAAUAUAUUCCUUGGUAUUCCCCACAAUAUGUCUUAACAUAACUAUCUUCCAUUGUUUUUUUAUUCAUCGAAUAGUGCCGACAUUAUCGAUAUCAUUAAUCUACAAUGAACAGCUGACACUAUCGAUACUUGCAUUGCUGUCACGAUAGUUCCGAAGAAUCGCUUGGUGUGCAAGUGUUGAAGUACCAGGGAACUAGUAGGGGAUACAAAGGGACAGUUGUCUCCCAAAUAAAUUACAAACUAUAUGUACAUUUUUAAUCUGAAAUGUGCUAUUUCUUGAGCCACAAUGAAAUCACAUGAAAAGAAAACAAGAUUUCUAAGAGGACAACCUAGCAUCUGUUAAUGAAUGGGGAAGGAUUAGUAUUCCAAAAACGAUUUUCGAUUACGAGAAAACUAUUGUAGCAAAGUAUGUAAUUUAGCGCCCAGCGAUUAAUAGAAAGUAACAUGUUGCAGAGUCAGUAGUGAGAUAUAGUUGGUUAAUACGAACUGAAUCUGAACUACACUUUCUAUACGAUAAGUUGAAAACUUGAAAAUGUUCACUCAUGAAGUUGUGUUUGUCUUCACUGUUGGACAUUUCGUUCUUGUUAUUUGGAUUUUAAUGUCAGCUUUUGUUUAAAGGUAAGUUAUCACUGGAUGACAUUUAGUAACGAUAUGCAGCACGAAAAUAUGCAGAAAGAUGAUACAUCAAAUCGCAAACUAGCACUUAAUACAAGUUCCAGUGAAAUUGCUUUCUAAUGGAUCGCUGGAAACAAAAAACGUUAGACAUGUCAUAAUAAUGAUUCAGAUCAAUUCAUUUUAUUUUCGCAUUCCUUACGGAACACACUAACAAAACAGCCUACAACAAAAAAAAGGUUAAAGAAAAUCAGUUGGCUAUACGUCACAUGACAGAAUAUGUUUACCAAUUAUUGAUUCGGUACAAGACAACCUAACCAUUAACGUUUUGCUGUAGCAACGUAGGGACGUGUAUAUGUUAGUAACACCUCUGGGCCCAAUUUCACAAAACAUUGUAAGCCUAGUUUUGCACGUAAACGUAAAUCGACUACUAAACCAACCAUUCUUAUUACUAUUAUAGUCCAACAAAUAUAGUUUGAAGAACACAUAUUUUAAUUUCUUUUGUCCUUAAAAUACUCCAGCUUCCGUAAUGAUGUAAUGUUCUGCGUGAAAUGGACGCCAAAUGCGUGUAAACGCAUGUCCGGUAUAACUGCUAGUAGCAGACGUAAACUUACGAUGUUUAGAAAAAUGUGCCCCUGAUACUUAGGUUGCGUAAUAACAGGACUAGUUUGAAAAUCGAUGGAUUACAAUGGUAAAAUGUGUUACUUGAUUCAAUUAAUUGUGGGAAUACAAGUAUAAAAUUCGAUUUUUUCUUCAAUCUCCUCUAUCACAGAAUGUCCAAACACUUUAGUUUCUAUCUAAACCAGAAUUUCUUCCGUUUCAAUAUUCAAACCAUCUGCAGUUUGCUAAUAACGGUUUGAUGACAUUUUUUCCGAAUUAGGAUUUCAGUUUUAACGUAUAGCAUCGAAUAAGUGUUCAGUAUCAUUAUUGUACAUUGUUGUUUUUUAUAUACGAAUGAGGCAGAACUCGGAUACCUUUAUUCUUCGUUAUACUGCAAUAUUAUAUUAAGUGUGAGAAAACCCUUAGCAUGGAACCACACAUUUAUCAAGCACUACGUGCAUCCAUACCUCAUUUUGAUACUUUUGAUACAAAUGUAUUUGUAGAUUUUAUAUUAUAUUAUUAUUUUUGUAUUAUGGCACAAUACAAUAUAUAGUGAAUAAAUUAACUUUUCACAACUA